UCGCUGCUCACAACAUAUUGUUACUUUUCAAGAGCGUUGUUAAAAUAUCGAUUAUUAUGGCUCGCCACGCGCGAAGCAACAGUUGAACGCAAUCAACAGGCGAGAACGCGCGGCGCCACUUUCCCGCGCUCCCGGAUAUUUUUAAACAUUUUUUUAAAUUAUUAUUUUUAAAUAGUGCAAUGAAUUUUCAAAGUAAAGCAAACAAGUAUGUGUGUCCGAAUGAUCGACAGCUGUCUUUGAGAGCCAAGCUAAGAACAGGAUGGAGUGCGGCCCGCAGCGAGCCCCCCCUCACGCCAAGCGAGCGAGAGGCGAUAGCCGCCGUCGUCAAGAGAGCAGAGAAGAUUGAUGAAGUGGAAGCCAAGAGGGUCGGCAGACUUGUGGCUAGGCUUGAAGGCAUGCGUCGUUCAGCACAAGGCCCGGCUCCCCGGACGUGCCUGCUGUGUGGCGAGACGGCGCGCCUCCUGGCUCCUCUCAGAACCUGCUCCAUCUGUAGGCAUACGGCGUGCUCCAAGUGUGUCAUCGAGAAUCUGCCGCAUAGAUCACCACUAUACUCCCGGGAGGCCUACAUGUGCAACUUAUGUGCGGAGACGAGGGAGAUGUGGAAGAAGUCAGGCGCCUGGUUCUUCAAGUCUUUGCCGAAGUACAUCUUGCCGGACCGGAGGACUACGGGACGGUAUCUGGACUCCGAGUUAGCACGGUCAUUACAGGAAGCCGGCAACAGCAGCAACGAAGGCAAGACGGACUCCGAACCAGGGUCUCCCCUCAGCGUCCAUGCGCCCACCUUCUCCAGGCAGGCCAGCAAUACUGACAGCAGGAAGUCUAUCACUUCACCUCAUGACCCCCACUACGAAUGGAGCGAAACAGACAUCCUUUCCCACGGCUUCAGCGGUUUAAGUCUUCACCGAGCUGACAGCCUCACCCAAAGGCCUCUCGCCUCCUUAAAGCGAACAGGCAGUAAAGGCAGUGCCUACAGCAUUCGAAGCAUGAGAAAGGAGAUGACAAAGGCCUCGCAAAAUGAAAGGCCUCCUACGAUACCUGAUGCAGGAUUUGGGACCUUAGAAAUCAAGUUGGCGUAUGAGAAUGCUACCUCGUCGCUGGCUGUGACGGUUUUGAGAGCAAGAGGUCUGAUUGGCAUGGAUAUGACGGGGCUAUCGGAUCCAUUUUGUAGAUUAGAAGUUUUGCCUAGAGAAGGCAGCUACUCCAACAGACUACGCACGAAGACGGUGCACAAGACGAAGAACCCUGAGUUCAACGAGACGCUGCACUUCUUUGGCAUCACGGAGUCAGACCUCGCCGCCAAGUCGCUGGAGAUCGUGCUGUUUGAUGAUGACAAAUACGGUUGCGACGAAAUGGGAUCAGCAACGGUCGCUCUCCGGGAAUGUUCGAAGUCACCGGCACAGUUGCGGCUAGCCCUCUCCGGGUCUUCAGGCUCCGAACCUACUGGGCCCAGGAUACUGCUGGCUUUAUGUUAUAGUACGAAACGAAGAGCCCUGGUGGUGACGAUCUGUAGAGGAGCUGAUCUCCCGCCUCAAGAUAGUAAUGGAUAUUCGGAUCCUUUUGUUAAAUUGCAUUUAGACCCAGACCCUUACCACAAGAAACACAAAACAUCGAUAAAAUGGCGAAAUCUAAAUCCAGUAUGGAAUGAAGAAUUUUUCUUCGAAACUCGUCCAACCGAACUUUCCCGUCAAAAUCUGACAUUGACAGUUUGGGACAAAGACUAUGGCAAGCCCAACGACUUUUUAGGGAGCCUAAUAUUAGGAGCGAGUUCCAAAGGAAGGAGAUUGAAACACUGGAUGGACUGUAUAAAGUUUCCCGACCAUCGUCACGAAUCCUGGCACUCGUUAACUGAUACACAGCAUCUAUAAUUAUUAUUUUAGUUUUAUUUUAUGUAAAUAAAGUCCAAACUUACUUAGAUCAUGGAAAAAAAUACGUUACAUAGGCAUUUAUUUAUCUGCUUAUAUGCUGAAUAGUACCUAACUUUUAAGGAGGUACAGACUCCGUACUUACCUACAUAAACAUGCGGGAUUACGCCAUUCUAGCAACGAUUAUAUAAAAAGACAAAUAAUAUUUUGAAAUGUAAUGAGCUUCAAAGCCAUAGGGUGCUGCAUAAACUUGUAAAGUGUUCGGUGAAUACCUAUUUAAAUAAAUGUAAAAAAACUGAGCUCUCUUAAACCCCUACUCCUGUUGCUCUUAGAAUUGUUAUUAAAGCAGUAAGUGUUGAUAAAAUUCAUAGAAACAGAAUAUUUAUAUCCAAGUUACAUGCAUUUAAAACUUUACAAGAUGUUAUUAACCGUUCUAGCACAAAGUUGAGCCAUUCUAUUUCUACAUAGAUAGAGAUUAUGAAAUAUAGAAAAACUUUAUAACUAUUACUUAUAUCAAUGUAUAAGAAUAUAAUAUAUUUGACUAUAAAUAUUGUAUUUAACAGUUACGUUUGAUUAAAAUUAAAUGUUCUAUAAAUAUAUUACAAUAAGUAGUUAAAGUUAAAAGUUGUUGAAAAUAAUUCGUGGUGUAUUUUUGUACUUUGCUGUUCCAGUUUGCAUGUGCCAAAUGUAUCUUUGAAGUUUAGUGUUUAAGCUGACGACUGCCUUUAUAUCGUGUACCUACCUAAUACUGUGGAAUAAACCAUUUUAAAAAUA
Helicoverpa zea (corn earworm) is the source of this 2636-nucleotide messenger RNA. RefSeq names its product rabphilin-3A (gene Rph). The record is from RefSeq and is a predicted model, not a curated record. Lineage: Eukaryota; Metazoa; Arthropoda; Insecta; Lepidoptera; Noctuidae. The coding region runs from base 180 to 1865 and encodes 561 amino acids. Gene Ontology annotation, cellular component: membrane. The transcript is spliced from 9 exons. Gene Ontology annotation, molecular function: small GTPase binding. Gene Ontology annotation, biological process: intracellular protein transport.